AACGAAGGCUCUACCCUAGCAGAUCCUUUUUCAGUAGGUCUGAGAUAGAGCCCAGAAAGGUGCACUUGUAAUAAAUCCUGCCUCCGACGUCAGAUAACAUGAGUUCAAGGGUAACGGGCUCCACCCGUGAAUCCUGCUCCACCACUAGGUGCCUGGGUCUUGAAUCCCCAUAACCGGACAGAUACAGUCUGUAGGGGUUGCCGUGGGAAGUAGCUGAGCUAAUGCACGUCCCGUUCUCGGCUCCGGGAAGAACACACGCUAAGCGCAGAGAAUGGGCCUCACGGAAGCUUCCUGGGAGUUGAUUGUCCCUGAAGAAACAUGAAGACACACUGUGUUGUUACGCUUACUCUAGCCAUCCUGGUGUUCCUGACAUGGGUCCCUGUGUCACUGAGUUGUAACAAAGCACUCUGUGCUAGUGAUGUGAGCAAAUGCCUCAUUCAGGAGCUCUGCCAGUGCCGACCUGGAGAAGGAAAUUGUUCCUGCUGUAAAGAGUGUAUGUUGUGUCUUGGGACCCUUUGGGAUGAGUGCUGUGAUUGCGUUGGUAUGUGCAAUCCUCGAAACUACAGUGACACACCUCCAACCUCAAAGAGCACUGUGGAAGAGCUUCAUGAGCCAAUCCCUUCUCUCUUCCGGGCACUCACAGAAGGAGACACGCAGUUGAACUGGAACAUUGUUUCCUUCCCUGUUGCAGAAGAACUCUCACAUCAUGAGAAUCUGGUUUCAUUUUUAGAAACUGUGAACCAGCCACACCAUCAAAAUGUGUCUGUUCCUAGCAAUAAUGUUCACGCACCUUAUUCCAGUGACAAAGGUCUUUCAUUUUCUACUUUGUUCCUUGGAUUCUCUGAUUACUCUUUGAGUCCUAGUGGCUAUUAUGCCAUAAACAUAUGUGUACUGUGGUUUAUUUUGAUGACUGCAUGUCCAUACAUCAGUGUAAAAUAUCCUGUGAGUCCAUGGGAGCAUCCAAAUAUCGCUGGUUCCAUAACGCCUGCUGUGAGUGCAUUGGUCCAGAGUGCAUCGACUAUGGUAGUAAAACAGUCAAAUGUAUGAACUGCAUGUUUUAAAGGAGAAGAAUGCAAACCAAAGCAUUUUAGUCAACAAGAAAGAUUAUAAAAAACUAUUUGGUGAGGUCUACUGGUUGUACCAGGAUGCCAGCAGGUUAAGGAAAUAUAAGAAUUUGGACUGAGUUAAAGUAUGACGAAUGCAUUAAUGUGUUAAAUUAUAAGUAUAACUGCUCUGGUUGGUUUUAUAGCCCACUGGCAAUAAGCCCCUUCCUCUAUAUACAUUUACAGCUUUGGUCAUAUGAGAAGCAAGUACACAGAGAAUUCCUUGUAAGAUCUGAGGUCUCUGACAUAAAGCCCGAGGUCUCUUUUUUCUAGCAUUCCCAAAGCCUUUGGUUUUGAAAGUGUUCGAGGACGUUAACGUAAGUUAUGGUUUCUUCAUUUACUGCUCCUGAGACGCUGAGUUUUUCCAGUUGCACACUAGACGUCAUUCACUGUGCCUUGUCUCGUUUAUCUCUUCUGUAAAUAGGGUAGAUACUCAAAUAUAUCACCCUGAGAACUCCCGCAAAAAUCACUGUCAAAAGCUUAAUUUCAAAUCUUGUAAUGUUGGUUUUAGAAAGUAAACGCUUACUACAUUUUACAGUUUAAAACUUUUGCAUAGUAGAAUCCAUCCUGUAAUACACGUGCUGACAGAAUUUUGGGGAAGAUUCUCCUUCUACACCUCCUGCCCAAAGUACUGGUGUAGGUACUGGUGAAGAAUUUUCAACAGGAAUUUUAAAGCACACCUAUAUCACUGCAUUAAAUAUUCCACUAGGUAAAUAAUGAGAAAGUUACAGCAUUUCUCUGACUUAAGGUACCAGCUUAAAGAGCACUAGGAAUGGGAAAUGCCUGCCAAAUCAGACUCUACUUAGAGCUCCAGAGAAACAGCUUGUCCCGUUGUACAGAGAUGGCAAGGCUGAAAGGAGAAGCUGUGCUGCUAGGUAGAGAGAAUGAGCCCACUCAGCCUUAGCAUGGGCAGGGCCAUGUUCCCUAAUGAUGAAUGAUAGGAGGGGAUAAAGAAGAAACAUGGGUAUGAGCAGGGAGGGUUGAAAACGAUGACAAUUCUUCCGGGAAACAAACCUUAAACUAUUUGCAUUAAUUAUUUUGUUAUAUUAUAAUCUUUAGGUUUCUGUCUAGAUUGAAUGUUCUUAUUAAACAAGUAAUCAAUCAUGAAGUGGAAAGUUAAGAUUAUGAAAUGAACAAGAGAUCUGUUCAAGAUGAUGUUAACUUCAGAUACACUAUAGAUUAUUUUGUUUCACAUAUUUCGAUAAGGAUAAGCUUAAAUACAUGUACCCUUCAUCAUAAUAAAAUCCCAGUCAUCAAGCAUAAAUCUAAAACAUAAAUAUUUAUAUUACAAAGAUUCAUAACUUUACAAAAUUAUUAAUUUCUUCAGUACCUUAUGGAAUUACAAGUAACAUGUAGAAAUAUCUUUAUAUGUCUAAAUAUUUUAGUACAUAGAAAUAGGUAAGCUUUUAGAUACUUUGUAUUCAUUAUAUGAACAGUAGUUAGUUACAAGAUCAUAUGUAAUAUCAUGAUUAGCAUAAAACCUAAAGCCUUAAUACCUUUUCUGUUCUUUCAGACAACUCUAAUGAAUACAAGGUACUUUCCACAAACUUUUGGCCUUUUAAAAAAAAGCUGAAAUUUAGCUUUUAUAUAUUUUUUUAAUAGGAAAACAUUGGGAUAUCUUUUUCUUCCUUUACCUAGAAUGCCUCUGUUUAAAAGUGCCUUGAAGACAUUUUAGCUCCCCUUCCUCAUUAAUGCCUAUAAAGCUAAAACUUUUCUUAAAAACUUUAAACUUAAAAAAAAGAAAGUUUUAAAAGAAUCUGCAUCCAGCUUCUUCAUUUCCAUUUUGCUAUUCUUCAAAGUAAUUUUAUACCUAUGAAUAAAGAAAUCUUUUUGUGUUUAUGGAUGGCAUGUUUAAUGUUGCCUUAAAUAUGUCAACAAAUAUUUUUUAACUGCAUUUAUCACCUUGAUUAGGCUUUCAUCUAAGAUACUAAGUGUAGUAUCUCUUCUGCCCCUAUACUGGGAGAGUAAUUUCUUAAGCCAUGUUGUAUUUGGCCUGGUUUUCCUUACAUCUUUUUCUCCCAAUGGAAAUUACCCCAAAAUUAAUGGUAAUUUUUAUAUUCAAUUUUGCAUAGUUUUUGUGGUUUUUGAUGGGGUUGAAAGAUAGAGUUCACUUAAAAGAUUCCAUUUCCAGUUUAUAAUGUAUUUCAGGUUUUGUAUAUCAACGUUUUCCAAAUUAAAAAUAUAGCAUUUGAGAAAUCAGUACCCCCACUAAAAUUUAGACCUUUUAUUACCAUUCUAUAUACAAUUCACUUCUAUAUUGAAGCUCUGGUAAAAAAAAUUCUUUUUUUUAAUUCAAAAAUUAGGUUGUUAACUUUUUUUAUAACUAUAUUUAAAAAAAAAAACUAAAUCAGUAGGUAUUAUAAAAGCCAUAUGUAAAAGGUUCCUUCCUCGUUAGUUUUUUUGUCCCUCCCCGGCCCCACUAGCAUCUAAUUAUUACAGAAAUUGUACUCAAAAUAGUGGCACCAAAUCAAAUGAUAAUUCAAGUAAAGUAAGUCUUUGUUUACAUAGAAUGAUAUAAAGAGAGGCUUUCAUUUAAAAAAAAACUACUUCUAAAGAUUCGGAAAACAAAAUUGGUAAGAUAUUAGAAUAUUUGAACAAUUAUUUAUAAAGCAAAGUAACAUCAAAGUAGAGGAAAGAAACAAAGACUUCUGAAAAAUGAGGUAGAUAUAAAUAAGCCACUUAUUUAAAAAAUUUGUUUUUGUGAAAGCUUCUUUGAAGAUUUUAAAAAUCUAUUCUACAUUCCCCAGGGUAUUUGUUAAUUGUGUUUCACGUGAUCUACAACAUACAGAAUUAUGUAUUUUUUCCUUUGGUUGUCCCUAUAAGCAAAAGAGUAUUUUAAUAAAAACUUGAAAUGAG
Messenger RNA from Lutra lutra (Eurasian river otter), 3959 nucleotides. RefSeq names its product twisted gastrulation BMP signaling modulator 1 (gene TWSG1). Gene Ontology annotation, biological process: regulation of BMP signaling pathway. The record is from RefSeq and is a predicted model, not a curated record. The transcript has 6 exons. Bases 319 to 1047 code for a protein of 242 amino acids. Lineage: Eukaryota; Metazoa; Chordata; Mammalia; Carnivora; Mustelidae.